Molecule: messenger RNA, 1310 nt
Organism: Protopterus annectens (West African lungfish)
Lineage: Eukaryota; Metazoa; Chordata; Ceratodontiformes; Protopteridae
Product: C-X-C motif chemokine 10-like
Exons: 4
Coding region: 73-366 (97 amino acids)
Biological process (GO): chemokine-mediated signaling pathway; neutrophil chemotaxis; antimicrobial humoral immune response mediated by antimicrobial peptide
Cellular component (GO): extracellular region
Molecular function (GO): chemokine activity; CXCR chemokine receptor binding
Source: RefSeq, a predicted model, not a curated record
UGCAGGGUAGCUGUUAAAAGCAGUACGCUGGGCUUAAGGUCAAGAGAGGAAAUAAGACAGUCACAUUGCACAAUGAUCAGGAAACUGUUGCUGGUUUCUUUAAUAGCUGUCACUGUGGCCAGCGGGCAAGAGAUCACAUUUGAUGGUGGUAGAUGCCUUUGUCAUGAAGUGAAGAAUAAAUUUAAUGUGAAUCCCAGAGACAUCAAAACUGUCGAAAUCUAUCCUGUUUCUGCUUCUUGUGAAAAUAUUGAGGUUGUUAUAACUCUUAAGACGGGAAUUCAACAGUGCCUGGAUCCUAAAGUCAAGAAGAUACAGGAGAUGUUCUCAAAGCUUCAGAAGAAAAAGAAUCACAUUAAGAAGAACUGAAAUGUAUUUCACACUAAAUGCGAACCAGCAAUAAACUCAUAGAAGUUGAUAAUAUUUGUGCUUGUUGAAUAACGUUUUGGAUAUAGCACUCCAAGUACAAAAUAUGUUUACCUUUUUGAAUUUCUGGCUAUUAUAAAAUAUUUCAUAUCUAUUUGUACAUGUAUAUAGUAAUAUAUAAUCAUUACUGGUAAAUACAACUAGAUCUAGAAUAAGGUUUGCCUUUUUCAUACAGUAACUAUAAAAUGUAGUAGUUUAUAUUCUCUAUGAGAAAUGUACACAAAUAACAAUAUUUGUGCACUAUUGUGUUUUUUUUUUUUUCAGUUUUUUUGCUCAUUUCUCUAAAUAUAUGUUUUUGGAAAGCACAUUAUCAUACUGGUAGAUUGUCUGAAGUAACAAAGGUUACUAUAUUAUUUCUGUUGUAUAAGGACAUGCUGAUGGCAAAAGUUGUCAGAAGACAAUUAAGUUUUCAGUCAUGUCAAAUACUGAUAAACUGUCAUGUGGUUGUCUCAAGACUGCUAUGCAUAAAUGGACUUUGUGGUGACAAGCACAAACAGAAACCAGAAGUUUGACGGUGUAAAUUUGACCUUUCCUAGUGCUAGUAUUUAAGUCUGAGUAGUAGCACAAGUCAGUGUCCAGUGGAAGUAUGACUUUUGGUACUCGGUGUACUAAUCCUGUUCUAUCUAAUAACAGACCUGAGUACUUACAAUGGAGAAGUAGGCCAAAUUAUGUGAAUUAGUCACCACAACAGUUGUUCUCACACAGGUUAUAAAAGCUAUAUUCAUUUUCUGAGGUUUUUUUAUCAUAUUUUGUUCACGAUAUAUUUGCAUAACUAGUACAGCUGUCACCAAAGCUGUAAACGUAUAUCAUGUGUCAUUUGUAAUAUUAUGAAUAUUAUAGCCAAAUAUGUAAUAUAAGGUUCCCAGCAAAACUCACUAAAAUUAAUG